AUGCCAUUUCCCACCAUGACAACUGCAAUCGACACAGCUCCAAGGAACUUGAAGUUCAAAAUAACUAGCAGAGGCAUUCGGAGUAACUCAGAAGUCAAGCCACAGGACAACGCCUCAAAGGGUUUAUUAAAGAAUGGACAAAAAGUAAACAAAAUUUCCGAAAGUGGAAAUAUUUGCUCUCAGUUAAAUGCUAAUCCAACUGGGCCAGCCACACCUGCCAAGCGGAAGCCCGAGGUGUCUUUUGAUGGUCAAACCAGGAAAAGGGGGAAGAUGGACCGCACUUUGAAAUGCCGGUGUGAGAACAUUCUCAAGAAGUUGAUGAGCCACACAGGCAGUUUUAUUUUCAGAGAGCCUGUGGAUCCUGUGAAGUUGAAUAUUCCAGAUUACUUCUCGAUAAUCACCAAGCCAAUGGAUUUAGGGACGAUAAAAUGUAAACUGGACGGCAAUAAGUACUUCAGUGCAGAGGAAUUUGCUGCUGAUGUGAAGCUGGCAUUCUCGAAUGCCACCACUUACAAUCCUCCCGGGAAUUAUGUUCAUGAGCUGGCAAAGGAGAUGGGUGAUUGUUUCUCCAGGAGUUGGAAAUCAUUGGGUGUGUGGUUAAAGCAGAGGAACGGUAAUGAUGAAAAGGGCAGUUUUGUCCAUCAUGUUGAGAAUAAUGGGCGAGCGAACAAGCAAACUGUAGCAAACCAUCACCAGGGUGCAAAAUUAGCUGGACUAAGUCAAAGGAGCUUUGUUUCUUUGCCCGAUGAUAGAAGUUCACGGAAUUUGAGAACGAAAGUUAGUGCAGCAGAUGGAACCUGUGGAAAAGUCAAGCCAAUCACACUGAAGGGGUGUUCCUCAUCGAGAGCUGUCGAGAAAGAACCUUGUAGUCAAAGUUCUAGUGCACCUGGCAAGCAAAGUCAACCAGUUGAUUCUGUUGAGGCCAAAUGUUGUUCAUGCGGUAACUCGACGUGUCAUUGCCGGCUUAAAGAUGCUUCGGCCCAAGCAUCUAAAAGUGAUAUAUCUUCAGAACGAUCAUCCGAAAACAAUCAGUGUGGUGAUUCUGAUUCUAAACCUUAUAGUGAGGUCAAACGUUCUUCGGCAAUCCAAAAGAGUAGUUCCAGUCUCGAGUCUCAAGGUCCUGGAGUGGUUAUCCAUGAAGAGAAGAGUCCCGAUUUUCCCAACCCUUCUACAACAGCUCUCUCUUCUACUGAAGGUUGGGCUUCACUCAAUGCCCAAAUGUCGCCAAACAAGGCAUUACGAGUUGCAAUGCUCAAAAGCCGUUUUGCUGAUACCAUCUUCAGAGCUACUCAUCAGGUGGAGAAAGUUGAUCCUAUGAGGAUGAAGCAAGAAAGAGAGAGACUGGAGAGGGAAAAACUAGAAGAGAAAGCCAGAAUUGAAGCCGAAAUAAAAGCUGCUGAGGCAGCCUCACGAAGGGAGCGAGAUGAGUUGAGGAUGAAACGUGAACGAGAAAGAGCCGCUGCCCGGAUGGCACUACAAAAGAUGGAAAAAUCUGUGGAGAUUAAUGAAAGCAUGGAUAUCGUGAAAGAUGUGGAGAUGUUGUGUUUCGGUUUUCAAGCGGGGAAGACUCUGGAGAGAUUCGGAUUAUAUUUGAAGGAGGAUUAUUUGGAAGAUGAAGAAGACGAAGAUGCAAUUCUGAAUGCAGAAGAGGGGGAAAUUUUGUAG
Messenger RNA from Striga hermonthica, 1665 nucleotides. Lineage: Eukaryota; Viridiplantae; Streptophyta; Magnoliopsida; Lamiales; Orobanchaceae. The record is from the annotation of a GenBank genome assembly.